AUGCCAAGUCUCAUCGCUGGUGUGUCGAUGUCCGCGCUGUACUUCACUGCUGGUUAUCUGCUCAAGAACAACAUGGAGUACGGAAUUCAUACUGCACUAGCCACUUCGGCCGUCUUGUGCGGAGCCGGCAUUAGCAGAUCGCUGAAGGCCGGAUUCAAGCCGGUCCCCGCUUCGCUGACCGUCUUAGGAGCCGUUUCUUCGGCAUACUAUGCCUAUAAAUACACCCAGUUUUACAUGGUAUAUCUUUAUGUCCACAAGGACGACCAGUUUGCCGUAAAGAAGAUUGCAAGGCGCGAAAGAGAGUCUAAAAAAGACUAUUUAAGCCGAGUAAGUAAAGAAGUCCAUCUGCACCGAUCUCUUCCCAAACACCAUAAUCUCGUUGACUAUGUCGAUUUCUUUGUCACAAGAGGCAAGCCGUACUAUGUGAUGGAAUAUCUGCCUGGUGGCCUUAGCAUUUCUCAGAAAGUACCGAAUGUCGAAUAUCAACUCUGUCUUUUCAAACAGUUGGCCAUGGCGGUGUUGUAUCUACAAGAGCAAAAUGUCAGCCAUCGAGAUCUCAAGCUGGCCAACUGCAGACUUACAAGUGAGGGUGUUUUGAAGCUUAUCGACUUUGGCUCGUCCAUACACGGCAACGAGGGCGUCGGGGUGGCCGGAAGCAAAGGAAUGGUGGCACCCGAAGUAUUGCGCGAUAUCCGCUACGAUUCCUUCAAGUCUGAUGUCUGGUCCUUGGGUGUGGUUUUCGUGGAGCUUCUUGGACACCGAACGAGAUGGAAAGAGGCCGUCUGGUACGAUAAGGCCUUUGAACUAUAUAGCAGAAGUCAAAGUGUUGACGAUGUGUCGGACGAUCUCGCCAACUUCCAGCACAUUGUGCUCCCGAUGCUGAAAAUCGACCCCUUGCGACGCAUCACCAUGUCCGAGCUGGUGAAGCUUCCUGCAAUCGUGGAGGUCGAUCAAUGUCGUCCUGGUAAUAUUAUUCACAGCCACUUAUCGGGUCCCUGA
This is a messenger RNA of Ogataea angusta, 999 nucleotides long. RefSeq lists its product as uncharacterized. Bases 1 to 999 code for a protein of 332 amino acids. Lineage: Eukaryota; Fungi; Ascomycota; Pichiomycetes; Pichiales; Pichiaceae. Gene Ontology annotation, cellular component: membrane; cytoplasm. The record is from RefSeq and is a predicted model, not a curated record. Gene Ontology annotation, molecular function: protein serine/threonine kinase activity; ATP binding. Gene Ontology annotation, biological process: protein phosphorylation. The transcript has 2 exons.